Messenger RNA from Rosa chinensis, 633 nucleotides. Its product is annotated as BTB/POZ domain-containing protein At1g30440-like. Gene Ontology annotation, molecular function: protein binding; ubiquitin-protein transferase activity. Lineage: Eukaryota; Viridiplantae; Streptophyta; Magnoliopsida; Rosales; Rosaceae. Gene Ontology annotation, biological process: SCF-dependent proteasomal ubiquitin-dependent protein catabolic process. Bases 1 to 633 code for a protein of 210 amino acids. The transcript is spliced from 2 exons. The record is from RefSeq and is a predicted model, not a curated record.
AUGCCUAUCGAAUAUUACAACGUUGCAAAGCUUCCCACCGACGUCAUAUUGUUUGAGAUAUUCUCAAGAUUACCGGCCAAGUCCUUGAUACGGUUGAGGUGCGUAUGCAAAUCGUGGUCCUCCCUCAUCCGCCAUCCUUUCUUUGUCAGAACCCACCAAAAGUUGCAGACUCAAUCAAGCCAUAACCACCACCUCCUUUGGCACCCAAAUUUGGCUGAACCAGAGAGAGAGCAGAUAUGUCAAUCUUUGACUUGCAAAAAUCUCACUUCUGAAGUUGGGAUUCAAGCAGCAAAAAACCGUGUUUUGUCAUUAAGAACAAUUGAUGAGCUUUUCUAUCUCAAGAACCAGGAACUUAAAGAUGAAGUUGAAGAGCAUAAGAACCGGAUUUCUGAUCUUGAGAGUGCGAACAUGAAGAUGAAUGAAGUCAUUGAGAAUCUAAAGAAAGAGGUGGAGAAGUUGGGCAGUGGGCAUUCAAAACGAUCAAACAAGUGGACAACGAUGUCUAAGAAAUUGGGCUUCAGCAAGAAGCCUCUGCAACUGGGGUGUCGUACAAGUCAGGAUGCAGUGCACAACCCAAACCCUAGGAGGAAGGACAACGUUAGUUCUACCGGAAAAUACAGACUCCUCCUCUGA